Messenger RNA from Rotaria sp. Silwood1, 788 nucleotides. The record is from the annotation of a GenBank genome assembly. Lineage: Eukaryota; Metazoa; Rotifera; Eurotatoria; Philodinida; Philodinidae.
CAUUAAAUAAAAUUCAUCGUGAUGAUUUAUUACAUGUUUUUCAACUCUAUCCUGAUUUUGCACAAUCAUUUGCAGAACGAUUUCGAGUUACAUUUGAUCUUCGACAAUGUGAACUAAAUGAAUCAAAACCAUUUUAUAAAUUAGAUGAUGAAAUUCAAACACUUAUUCGACAGCAUCGUCCAAAAUUACAAACUGAUCGACAAUUAAGUUUAUUAAGUCAACAUGAAGAAGCCAAUAGACUUGCUGCAUUACAUUCAUAUCGUGGUGUUCGCAUGAGUCUCGAUGGUGGUAGACGACGACCUAUAAGUACUAUUGUUGAAUUAUCACCUGAUCAAGCAAAUACAUCUUCUGAAGAUUUGCAAUUUGGUCAAGAAGUACCAAGAAUGUCAUUAACACCUUUAGCUCAGGGAACAUUGACAAAUGUUUUUUCAACAAUUGUUGCCAUGUCAAAAAGAGCUAAAACUAAUAUUGUAACUUUUCAAGAAGAAGAAGAAGAAGAAAAAGAACAAGAGAAAUUACCACUAACAACUGAAACAAAUUUUGUAACAGAAAAAAUAAAAUCAAUGCGAAAAUAUGAAACAGGUCCAAUACGAAGUAUGGCAGAUGUUGAUGCAGAAUUAUCUCUUCUGCAAAGUCGUUUUGAUUGUCUAGAACGAACGAUAGAUGAUAAAAUGAAACUAUUAUUCGAUUUUGCAAAUAAUAUUUCAAUAACUAAUAAUAAUCAUCAAUCUAGUAAUCUCAAUCAAACAAAUGAUACAAAAGAUAAUAAAAAUCGUUUUGGUAAUUGA